Molecule: messenger RNA, 1361 nt
Organism: Closterium sp. NIES-65
Lineage: Eukaryota; Viridiplantae; Streptophyta; Zygnematophyceae; Desmidiales; Closteriaceae
Source: the annotation of a GenBank genome assembly
CCUUCAUUGUGUGGCUAAUGAAGGCCAACGUCCUUCCUGAAGCCACGCCUUCGGUUCUCAGUCAGGUGGCCUUCCAAGCGCUCAUCCCGUGUUUCAUGAUGACCAAAGUCGCCUCUACUCUCUCCGUGCAGCCUCUCUCCUCGCUCGCCUUCCUGCCUCUCCUCGCGGUCUUUCAGAUCCUGUGCGGAUUAGUGCUAGGCAAGCUAGCCUGCACCAUCGCCUACCGCCGUCCCUCCUCGCUCCCCUCCCCUCCUUCUGCCCGCCACAUCGCCUUCUCCGUCGCCCAGAGCAUCGGCCUCUCCCCCUCUGCUGCCGCCCUCCUCUCGGGCCUCCCCUUUCCGCAACGGGACGGGGGAGAGGAGGGGGCGGCAGGCGGCGAGAAGGUGGUGCCUGGGCGGGGAGUUUUGUCUGCACCUGGGAUGGUUGGGGCGGCAGAGCGGGCGGCGGGGAGGAAAGAGUCGGUGGUGAUGGCAGCAUGUGCGUUUGGAAACUCGCUCACUCUGCCUCUUGUGUUUCUGGCAACGCUGCUGACUCGCGCUGAUGCUGACAGGGCUGCUGGGUACCUCGCACUCUUCAUGGUUGGCGGAUCGACUGCCUUCUGGACCCUAGGUUACAGCAUGUUCAGAGGGGGGAGUAAUGCACAGGAAGAGGGUGACGAGGAGGGGGUAGAGGGGAGUGCAGCAGCAAAGAUGGAAGCAACAGCAGCGGCUGCAGCAGCGAUGGGAAUGACGGGGUUUGAACGUGCUGCAAGCCGUGUGAUGGAGAUGGCAAAGAAAGUGCUCAACCCGCCUAUUUAUGGGGUGCUAGCAGGUCUGCUAAUAGGAGCCACACCACUCGGUCACUUCUUCCUCCCCGCCUCCUCCUCCUCCUCUGCUGCUGCUGCCUCCUCCCUCCCAGCCUCCUCGUGGCUCUUCAGCCCUGCCACUGCUGGCAUCUUGCACGGCCUCAUGGAGAGGCUCUUCAGCCCUGCCACUGCCGGCAUCCUGCACGGCCUCAUGGAGGCAGCAGCCAUUCUCGGCAUUGCGAGUGAAGCAGCAGCCACUACACUUUCUUCGUCUGCUUUGUCCUCUGCUUCUUCUGCUUCUUCUCCCUCCUCCUCCGCUGCUGCGCUGCCCUCCUUGCAAGAUGAUAGGGCGCUCUGGGUGGUGUGUGCUGUGCGCCUGCUGCUGCUGCCCAUGCUUGGGACCGUCGCAGUCACGGCACUAUACAACGCCAAGUUGAUUCCCCAAGACCCCAUCUGUGCACUCACUCUCAUGAUCCAAACCGCCAUGCCGUCGGCACAGAAUCUCGUGCUCAUGGCGCAGCUCAGCCCCGCCACCAAGCCUCUGGCGGGAAUGCUGGCCUCACUCAUGCUACGACAG